This is a messenger RNA of Ooceraea biroi (clonal raider ant), 311 nucleotides long. Its product is annotated as protein GVQW3. The record is from RefSeq and is a predicted model, not a curated record. NCBI's taxonomy places the organism in Eukaryota, Metazoa, Arthropoda, Insecta, Hymenoptera, Formicidae.
UUUGGGGAUCAAGCCAUGAGUCAAAACCGAGUUUUCGAAUGGUACCGUCGGUUCCGCGACGGACGGGAGAACACUGAAGACGAUCCUCGUUCUGGGAGGCCUUCAACAGCGAUAACGGACAAAAACGUGGAAAAAGUUAAACAAAUCGUGCUUGCCAAUCGCCGAAUCAUUGUCAGGGAGCUAGCAGAAGAAGUAGAGGCAUCAUUCGAAUCAUGUCGCAAAAUUUUGGUGGACGUUUUGGGUGUAAGAAGGCUGGCAGCGAAGUUCGUUCCAAAACUGCUGAAUUUCUAGUAGAUGAACACCCGUAAAGA